Messenger RNA from Temnothorax curvispinosus, 2882 nucleotides. RefSeq names its product lipase 3-like. The transcript is spliced from 8 exons. The record is from RefSeq and is a predicted model, not a curated record. Gene Ontology annotation, molecular function: hydrolase activity, acting on ester bonds. Lineage: Eukaryota; Metazoa; Arthropoda; Insecta; Hymenoptera; Formicidae. Bases 91 to 1425 code for a protein of 444 amino acids. Gene Ontology annotation, biological process: lipid metabolic process.
UAAGUUGCCUCGAGUUUGCCACAAAGUAUUUUAAGUGAGAUUGUGCCGACAUAUAGGACUUUUCUUACAAUCUACUUUGCAAUAAGUGAUAUGAUUACAUCAGAUAUGAAAUUCAUGUUUCUUGCAUUUUUAAUUAUUAUGACGUUCUCAGAAGAGUCAGAAGGAAGAUUGCAGAACAUAUCGUCGUUUCUUCAAAACGAAUUCUUAAAUUUGUUCUUUCCUAAGGACCCUGGUUUAGUGAGAGUAAGAAGAAUGGAUCGAGUCGAAGAAAUGAUGAGUGGAAAAAUAUUGGAUUUUAUUGGCUUGAUAGAACGAUAUAAUUAUCCCGCUGAGGAGCACUACGUCACAACGGAGGAUGGUUACAAUUUGAAAAUACACAGGAUACCUGGAAGUCCAUUAUCGGAUAAUAAGAAAAAGAAGGAAAUUAUAUUUAUGCAACACGGUCUUUUGGCUUCAUCUGAUUCCUGGGUAAUGUACGGUCCUGGUAAAGAUCUUGCAUUUUUAUUGACAGAUCAAGGAUAUGACGUAUGGAUUGGAAAUGUAAGAGGAAAUAGUUACUGCAGAUCGCAUGUAAAUAUGACGACAUACGAUCCCAAAUUCUGGCAAUAUAGCUUUUACGAGAUUGGAACAAAAGAUCUGCCGGCCAUGUUCGAUUACAUUCUCAAUUAUACAAAGCAAAAAGAUUUAUAUUAUAUCGGUCAUUCAAUGGGAGGUACUACGCUGCUCACUCUUCUGUCAACAAAACCAGAAUAUAAUAUAAAAAUAAAAAUGGCUAUUAGUCUGGCUCCUGCUUGUUUUUGGAUAAAAGUGACACCUAUAAUUAACGAAAUUGCUAACAUUUAUCCAAUAUUGAUGGAAGUUCUACGAGAGCGUGAAAUAUACGAUUUUUUCCCACAAUCUUUAGCGACUGUUACAGUAGGAAGAAUGUUAUGUAAAGAUAAUACGAUGACUCAAAUUAUUUGCGUCACUGCAUUAUUUUUAAUCGUCGGUUCUGAUCCAGCACAACUUAACACUACAAUCCUGCCAGAUUUAUUCUCCUAUCUUCCAGCUGGUACUUCUACACAAACAUUAGAGCAUUUUUACCAAAAUAUACGUAUAAAUGACUUUAGAAACUAUGAUUAUGGAAUAGCUGAAAACUAUAAGCGAUACAAACAGAAAACACCCCCAAGUUAUGAUCUCAAAAAGAUAAUUGCUCCAAUAAUUAUAUUUUACUCAACAAAUGAUAUGAUUGUUACAGAAGAGGUAACAAAUGCGUUGGAACUUGGCAAACACUUACCAAAUGUUCUUCUAACUGAGAAAGUUCCAUUUAAACUUUUCAAUCAUGCAGAUUUCGUGUGGGCAAUCAACGCGAAAACUCUUUUAUACGAUCGUGUGUUGGAACUAAUACAAAAGUUUGAUACUGACCAAAAUAAGUCUAUGAAAUAAAUUUAAUCGAUAAAUGUAAAUUAAAUGGAGAGAAAUCCUAAACUCUCCGUACAUAUAAUUUGAAAUGGUAGUAAACGUAGAAUUGCUAAAAAAUUGAUUAAAUAACUAUAUGCGUGCGCGCGCGCGCGCGUGUGUGUGUAUUUCUUUAAAUUCACAUAAAAUUUGUCAAUAUAAAAUUAUCAAUUAUUAUGUUAAUUAGGCUAUGUUGUGAUAAGAUUAAAAAGAGAACACUAUGAGAUAAACUACCCAUACAGCAAAAAAUAUUUUGGUAAAACUCCACAAUUACGGCCUAUACGAGAAAUUAAUUGGAAGUAAAUCUUAUGUAUUCUUGUCCCCUGAAUCCGAAACUGUUUGAUAAAACUUGGGGGUCGCUUGUAUUUUCUAAGAUAUCGUCAUGAAAAUGAGAAAAAAUGCGGUAAAUAUUUAGUAUUAAGGAGCCACCCCCAAUUUCCAUAAUUUUGUAAUAUAUUGUCAAGGACAUGACCCUGAGUAACACUUUUCCUUGUAACUUAAUCGGCGGUCAUUGCUUAUUUAAAAGUUAUGAACAAAAAUAGAGAAAUAUAAGAGUUUUGUCGGUUCUGUCAAUGCUAAGGGAAGUAAUUUACUGAUAUGUGUGUAUAGACAGUGCACACUUAAGCGGGAGAGGAGCGGUAGCCCCUCCCCCGCAAGCAGAGAAGGGUGGGAGUGGACCUUGUUUCGCCUAGAAAGUUGAAAACGCGAACCGUUCAAUGAUAAAUCUCGUUUUGCCCUAUAAGCAGAUAUGGGGUGGGAUGGAGUGAACCUCGCUUCGCGUGAAUGGUUUUCUGGACAGCAUUAUACUUUCCACGCAAAGCGAGGUCUCCCACCAACCUCUGCUUGCGGGAGAGGGGCGGCAGCCCCUCUCCCGCCUAUAUGUGUAGGAUAAAGUGCACAUUUCGGAUCAGAUUUUAUAAAUUCAGAUCAGCAAAUUUGUAAUGCCUCUCUAGCCGGCUGUAUUUAUCAUAUGUGGAUUUUUUUCGCUAUUGUCUAUAGCUAUCCCUUAUAGACAACUAGCGAAAAAAAUCCACAUAUGAUAGGUACAGUCGGUUAGAGAGGCAUUACUGCUGAUCCGAAUUAAGAAUCUGAUCCGAAAUAUGCACUUUACCCUACUGUCAAUAUCUUAGAUCAUAACUGGAAGAAGAAUUGCUUAUACCUUCCUUGAACAAGCCUGAUAAAAUUUGGAGCUGUUAUGUGUUUGUUAUGAUUUUCGUAUCGUGACAACACGAGAUCUGUGUUUACUUGAUUUUUCGUCGGACCCUAAAGUAUACAUCUUAUCUUAGAAAAUACAAGCGACCUCCAAGUUUUAUCAACAAUUUCGGAUUCAGAGGGCAAGAAUACAUAAGAUUUACCCCCUGCCAAUUGAUUUCUCGUAUAGGCCCUAAUUGUGGAGUUUUACCAAUAUUUUAAAAAAAUAUUUCUACAUAUUUCUAUAAAAACAU